CCGAGGGUGAAGCAGAAGGGUUACAUAGCGUUGGAAAGAGUUUUCUGCCUGGGUUUAGGUAAUGCUGUCUGAGCUGUGGCUGGGUGCCUGGCUUGAACUCUGCAAGCACUUUGGUCAGCUCACAGGCAGACAGGGAGAAAUUGCAGGGAUCUGCUUUCUGAUUUUAUUUGUUUUUCUGAUUUUGCUGUAGUCUGGUGAAUGCUUCCAGAAGAGUAAAAUUAGCUCAUGUUAGAGACCAGAAUCUUGAGUUUCGCCCAUCCAAAAUGAGCAUCCUAACAUCAGAUGAGAUACCCAGUUCUCUUUUUUUUUGCCUGCUGUUUUUCUGUUUCCUUGCUUUCACUGUCAUCUCACCCCGUGCCUGAGCUUGAUGUUUGAGCUAUGUCUAGCAAACUAGGCCUUUUAAAGGACACGUGCCAGAGAGCUUCUGUUCAACUCCAAGAUGACCCCAGACAGAAGGUUGCCAAAUGGAUGCCAGAGACAAGCAGCUUUUACGCUCCCUGCGCCUGGAGCUCUGUACAGAGGUGCUGGUGGAUGGACUGGUUAUUCAGUAUCUCUACCAAGAAGGGAUUCUCACAGACAGUCAUGUUCAAGAGAUAAAAUCCCAAACCACAAGUCAAAGGAAAACCAUGAUGCUCCUUGACAUUCUCCCUACUAGAGGACCCAAAGCUUUUGAUGCGUUCUUGGAGUCCUUACAGGAGUUCCCGUGGGUUAAAGACAAGUUGAAUGCGAAGCGUAAGGAAAUGAUAGUACAAGAUCCUGCAGACAUAACUGAAAUUGCACCAUGUAUUUUGAAGAGCUCACCAACAGAUCAGCAGAUGAACAAGCUUGCAAAGAGACUGGGACCUGAAUGGGAGCAUAUUGUUCUGUGCUUGGGUUUGUCCCAUACUGACAUCUAUCGAUGUAAAGUCAAUCACCCUCACAAUGUGCAGUCACAGAUUGUAGCAGCAUUUGUCCUGUGGAGACAGCGUUUUGGGAAGAAAGCAACAAUUCAAAGUCUGCAAGCCAGUCUGAUGGCAGAAGAAGUGGAUCCUUCUGUGAUACAGUACAUGCUCGACUGAAGCCUUGCUAUUGAUUGGGAGCUUUUACGCACUUUGCUAAAUUAAAUAAAGAGGACUCACUGAGACGUAUUGAAGAUCUGGUGCAUCAGACUGGAAGAACUGGGAUUGAGAACUGUGAUUUUAUUAAGCAUAUACAUUCCAGUUUUCUGUGGCAUCUUGUGAUUUAUAAUUCCUUUCAUGCCAGAUUAAUUUUUAGCAGGCAUUAAAAAAUGGAUCACUCUUUCCUGUUCACUUUUGUACUAUUCCAAUGGGGAUAUAAGGUGACACUUAAGGUCCUUGCAAGCAGGAGGCCCUGCAGUGAGUUCAGCAAGGUUUCUGGUUUCAUUGCGGGCGCAACACUUGGUUUAACCUAUAUUCUGGACUGUGUAGGAGCUUUUUUUACUGCUGUUCCGUGCUAGUUCCCUGAUAUCCCAGUAAGAAAUGAGAAUAAUCAUGGUUACUAAUUUAACAAUUUUAUAACAGUUAUUGCAGGUGGCCCAUUUCACAUUUGUUGAAGUUUUAGCACAUACGGUUUCUUGCUAGGGUAGAUGGCUGCCACCUUAGUCUACCUUUGAAACUGGCCCCAAGUGGAAGUAAUGGGAACGUGGCAUGCCUGUGAGGUUUUUUCCCAUUAUUAUUUAAUGGAUGUAGGUUUCUCCAAGGAGACAGGCACUGUGCUUGUAUGCUGUCUCUAAGCGUAGCAUGGGUGGGGAACUCACUGGAAAGUUAUGCAGCAGAAAAGGGACCACAGCAUGGGCAGGGGAUGGUAAACAGAGCAAGAAGGUGCCUAUGAAAUGAGAUGACUUCUAGGUUGUCCAUGUUUAUCCCAGCUAAUAAACUGGAAGAUAAGGUGA
Molecule: messenger RNA, 1891 nt
Organism: Oxyura jamaicensis (ruddy duck)
Lineage: Eukaryota; Metazoa; Chordata; Aves; Anseriformes; Anatidae
Gene: CRADD
Product: CASP2 and RIPK1 domain containing adaptor with death domain
Exons: 3
Coding region: 465-1058 (197 amino acids)
Biological process (GO): signal transduction; regulation of apoptotic process
Molecular function (GO): protease binding; death domain binding
Source: RefSeq, a predicted model, not a curated record